AACCUUGAAAAUGUGGAUAAAAGCAGCAAUAAUGCAUUAGCGAAAGCUCAUUUUUAUGCAAAUGCUUUUGGAAAUUUCGUUCAGCCUGUGUAAAAAGUCACAGGAAAUUCAAAUGGGAGAGGGGACCAGCGGAGCGGAUUUUUCCAAGCAUGGCUUCCCAGGAUGGCGUGCCGUUCAUCGUGUAUAUCCCUUUUAUUUUAUGCAUACUGAGCAUCUUGUUUCUUCUCAGUCUUCGCCGUCGUCAGCAACAGCUUUCAAUUGAAACCGAUGUCUGGCUGAACAAUGACGAGGUUAACGAGGACUUGACGCUGCAUGAAGUACCUGCGAAUGAAGACAGUGCUGACGAAAUGGGUGAUCAACCGGUCGAUCCCGAAGAAGGAUCAUCAACCGCGGUACGAAUAAAAAAAGUGGGUAAAAAGAGAGGCAAGAAACUGCAACGAAAGGAGCAUAUGCGUCAAUACCAUGAGUAUAUGUUGCAACAGCGUGAUGCAAGGCGAGCCCAGGAAGAAGCGAUGGCGGAGCAGUUUCAACGACGAAAAGCUGAAGAGGCUAUUCGACUCGCGGAUGAAAUUGAGCGUCGGAGGAAGGAAAUGGAGAAAAAGUUGAAAAAUGAGGAAAAAGAACGACAGAAACAGCAAAAAGCCGAAGCAAAACUAUCCAAGGCGAAGCAAGCGAAAUACGAAAAAUACCAUGCACGUGUAGCGAACAUUGUGAAGCGAGAAAAAGUAUGCACAUCCGAAUAUUUAGCAAAUGAAAUCCGUAUAGACGAAAAGGAUGUGCAAGCUAUUUUGGAACAACUGUGUGCUACGGAUCUGGAUUUUGAAUUAUCAUUAUGGAAUGGGACUACGUUCUUUUUUGUUACAAGGAAUGACUACGAAGGAUUGGAUACAGUUUUAGCGAAUUCAGGAAAGAUAAGGAUCGACGAUGUUCUCGAGCACGGUUUAUCAUUCCCAGGCACAUCCACAAAUAGAGAAGUUUAAAACGAUCUACAGCUGGAGCCUUGUAAUCAUAUCACGCAACUCUUUCAUUACUUCCAGAUCCUUGCUGGCCGAAGCCUGAUUUGGCGUAUCGUCCAAAGCAACUGAUGAUAAUUUGGAAGUAAGAUCAUCCAGGUCGCGAGAUGUACUUUGAAUGCUGGAGGACGGUUCUAUACUGGAUGAACUGGAGGCUUCGUUACUGACAAAGUGCUUCAAUAACCGAAUGAUCUGCAAAAUAGUAAUACAAUUAAUUACCAAUGAAUUAAUCAUGAGAAAACGGGGAAAUGAGUCUGUAAGAGUUCUCAUUUCGUAUUCGUUUUGUUGC
This is a messenger RNA of Radiomyces spectabilis, 1302 nucleotides long. RefSeq lists its product as uncharacterized. Bases 150 to 980 code for a protein of 276 amino acids. Lineage: Eukaryota; Fungi; Mucoromycota; Mucoromycetes; Mucorales; Radiomycetaceae. The transcript is spliced from 6 exons. The record is from RefSeq and is a predicted model, not a curated record.